Molecule: messenger RNA, 629 nt
Organism: Gallus gallus (chicken)
Lineage: Eukaryota; Metazoa; Chordata; Aves; Galliformes; Phasianidae
Product: rho GTPase-activating protein 32-like
Exons: 2
Coding region: 30-353 (107 amino acids)
Biological process (GO): small GTPase-mediated signal transduction
Cellular component (GO): actin cytoskeleton; nucleoplasm; fibrillar center
Molecular function (GO): GTPase activator activity
Source: RefSeq, a predicted model, not a curated record
GGGCGCGUGCGCGCUGAGGCGCUGUUGCUAUGGAGACGGUGUCACGCAUGCGCUGUCGCCGUGGGGACGGCUUCACACGCUGCAGUGAAUCUAACUGGUUUCGACCCAGAAGACUCAGGCCCAGUAGUGGUGCACUGUGCACUUCCUUCAGUGGAGAGCUCUCAGGAAACACAAAUCGCUGCAGUUCUGAUGACAACUUUCCACAUGACGACAACGAUGGGGAUAAGGAGCUCAUCCACAUUCCUGCCCUCAUUUCUCCCAGCUCUGCUGAAGAUGCUGACCUGAGCCCACCAGACAUCGCAGUCGCCAGCCUGGAUUGUGACCCAAUGUCUUUCCACUGCAGCCCACCCUAAGCAGAGUCCAAGUGCCCAGACAGCAGCAUCUCCAUGAGGAGCAGGUCAGCAUCACCAAGGAGAAGCUGAGACUCUUGGAGGAGGACUUAGCAGCCAGUGUGAUGCAGUCAUACUUCUCUCUGAAUUCUGUGCUUGAUUAAUCUGAACUCUGGGGGGUGGGAAAUUUUGGGUGGGAUCAGAAACGACUGUUAGGAUGGGAAGAGGUUGGGAAAAUUGUCAUUUGUCUUUUUCACUGCUUUCUAUGUUAAAUGAUUAAAUGUUUUCUGUUCACUUUGC